CGUCACUCCACCCCCGACCUGCGCACCAGCACCAUCGCUAUACUACAAAUCAGAGCUAUUAAAGCUGCAUCGUUCGCUACCCACACUCGCCGCCAGACUCUUCCACCAUGGCAGACGCGCUGGAAAAAAACCCGCGCAUCGACCCCGCCAUCGACGCCACUGGGGAGACGCACGACGCGGAAAACAAGGACAAGCCACGCGAUAGCAAAGGCUGGGACGGAAAGCUGCGCGUCGAAAAGAACGUACUGGUAAAUGGAAGAGACCAGGACGCCGACAGCGACGCCGAAGAUGUGUCUGAAGACGAGGGGCCGCCGCCGGAGCAGCUGCCGGCUGACGAGGAUUUGCUGGAAGACUACCCAGAAGACGAAGAGGAGAUCGAGCUGGUGCACUUGAGGAUAUCCGACAUGGCUGCGUUGCGGUUGGAGAGGUUCAAGAAGCUCAAGCGCCUCGGUCUUCGCCAGAACCAGAUCACCAGCGUAGAGUUACCCGACGAUAUCGCUCCGCAACUGCAAGACCUCGAUUUCUAUGACAACCUAAUCUCGCAUGUCAAGGGCUUCGACGCCUGCUCCGAGCUUGUGCUGCUGGACUUGUCCUUCAACAAGAUCAAGCACAUAAAGCGCAUAAACCACCUCACCAAGCUCAAGGAUUUGUUCUUCGUACAGAACAAGAUCAGUACAAUCGAGGGCUUGGAAGGGCUCACCAACCUCCGCCAAGUCGAGCUGGGUGCUAACAGGAUACGGGAAAUACAGAAUCUCGAGACCCUCACUGGGCUAGAGCAGCUAUGGCUCGGCAAGAACAAGAUUACCGAGCUCAAAGGGCUCGAUACCCUGACCAACCUCAAGAUUCUGUCGAUCCAAUCAAAUCGUCUGACGUCCCUCGCCGGCCUCUCCGGCCUGAAAAACCUUGAAGAACUGUACAUCUCUUACAAUGCCAUCAAGGAGAUCUCGCACCUCGAAGAGAACACCAAUCUGCACGUUAUCGAUGUCAGCUCCAACCCGAUACAACACCUGCAAGGCUUGGAAAACCUUAAGCACUUGCAAGAGUUCUGGGCGAGCAAUUGCCAGUUGAGUGACUUCAACGAGGUUGAAAAACAGCUUGGCGACAAGGAAGAGCUAGAGACAGUAUAUUUCGAAGGCAACCCUCUACAGAAGUCGCAGCCCGUCCUUUAUCGGAACAAGGUGCGACUGGCGUUGCCAAAGAUCAAACAGAUUGAUGCCACAUACCUAUAAUCGACGAAUAUGUAGGAGGACUGCAUGGAAACGAAUGUCAAGUUAUAUCUCAGACGGAGCAAGAAAUGGAACCGUCAACGCUACUGUCAUAUGAACCGCGGACACAAAGUGUGUUGGAACUAUGCAGUUACCAAGAGCUGAGACUUUGCUCGCAGUUGGAAUAAGAAGGUUAGUAAAGUUGAUCAAGGCUCGCCGUCGUGGUCGCGACCGCCUAAUCCGCAUGGUCUUUCAAGGGCCCGCUCCGAAUACUGUAAGAGCUAGCGGCGCAAAAAACAGCAGCGAUGCGCUCACAGUGCGUCGAUGUGCACAGGCUUUGAGGCAAGAAUAGACGGCAGGUGGGAACUUGCAGUUGCACAAGUUCCUGAUGGGACUGUUAAGCAUGACGAGCACACACGAGCGAAGCUUCCAUGCCAGCAUCUCUAGAUACCCGUCCAUAGCGAGCGUCUCAAUGACAUGAAUGGGUU
Paraphaeosphaeria sporulosa is the source of this 1693-nucleotide messenger RNA. RefSeq names its product L domain-like protein. The record is from RefSeq and is a predicted model, not a curated record. The transcript is spliced from 4 exons. Lineage: Eukaryota; Fungi; Ascomycota; Dothideomycetes; Pleosporales; Didymosphaeriaceae. Gene Ontology annotation, molecular function: protein binding. Bases 108 to 1229 code for a protein of 373 amino acids.